Molecule: messenger RNA, 1864 nt
Organism: Raphanus sativus (radish)
Lineage: Eukaryota; Viridiplantae; Streptophyta; Magnoliopsida; Brassicales; Brassicaceae
Product: putative E3 ubiquitin-protein ligase RING1a
Exons: 10
Coding region: 182-1663 (493 amino acids)
Source: RefSeq, a predicted model, not a curated record
CCCCCAAUUUUUCCUCUCUCUCUAUAUCGCGACCGAACCGAAACACAAACGCAGCAGAAGAAAAGAGAGAGAGAGAGACGUGUAGAGAGGGAGAGGAGAGAGAGAAAGGAGAGAGGGUGGAAGCUUUGUUAGUUUCUGUCAUAGAAUAGAGAGCUCGUGGAAGAUCAGUGAGUCUCCUACAAUGCCUGUGGAGAAGAGCUUGAAGGCGGCUGAGAUUCCCGAUGAGGAAGGCGAAGAAGCUAAAGACCAACGAGGCGACCGAUUUGUUCCGGAGGCUGAAGAGGAUCUGCAAGAGACGAGGAUUGAGAAGAAAGACGAACAAGGAGGGGACGACGAGGAAGAAGUGAAACGCGACGAGGCGGAUGAGGAAGAAGUACUCGUCGAAGAAGAUAAGGAAGAUGAUGAUGAAGAUGCAGAAGAAGAGGAGGAGGAGAAAGAGGAAGAAGAUGAUGAAGAAGAAGAGGAAGAAGAUUCUAAGGAGAAAAGUCCAUCUUCCACAUCAGGAGACAAAUCAGAAUUUAUAGAUAUUGAUCCAGCGGAAAUCCGUAAAGACGUGCAGUGUCCCAUAUGCUUAGGAAUCAUAAAGAAAACAAGGACAGUGAUGGAAUGUCUGCACCGGUUCUGUAGGGAAUGUAUUGAUAAGUCUAUGAGAUUGGGGAACAAGGAAUGUCCCGCUUGCAGGAAACGUUGUGCAAGCCGGCGUUCUCUUAGAGACGACCCCACUUUUGAUGCUCUUAUUGCUGCUUUAUUCUCUAAUAUUGAUACCUAUGAGGAAGAGGAAUUCGCUUUUCAUGAAGAUGACAAGGCUCGUAACAAGCAGAUUCAAGCAUCUAUAGCUGAAGUAUCGCAGAGACAAUCUGAGGCUCUUGUGAAAAGAAAAUCAUAUGGUAAAGAGACAUCAGCUUCAAUGAGACCACAGCGUAGAAGGAGAAGGAACUCCAGAAACAUGGAUGUAGAAGAAGAAGCUCAUGACGAUGAUGACAACAUCAACGGCAAAGAUUCGUCUUCAGACGCAGAAGUCCGGCUCAGGAAAAGAAGGAAACGUUCUACAGGUCGUGCAGCAACACUAAACCCUUCUUCUUCUUCAGUUGCAAACCACAAUGGUAACUGUGCAGAGAACAACACAGAAGUAGGGAUAUCUCCAGGGCUUGUGUGGAACCCGGAGAUACUUGCUUGGGGAAGAGGGGGUACAAGGAGUAACACAAGGCAUGGGAAUAACACAACAGGAGGUAGUGGUAGUAGUAGUAGUAAGAGUGUAAGGAAUGCUCGUGUGAAUAGACUUGUGGAGUGUCUACGCAGCAGCGUCGAUGGCAGCAGUAUUGAGCUUGAUAUUCAUCUCAAGCUUGUCUCCGUGGACACAAAAUGUGUACCAGAGUUACCUCAGCCAUAUCUCUGUUGCAGGCCCACUUUGCUUGUUAAACAGCUCCGUGAAUUUGUGGCACUUCAGAUACAUCUGAAGACUGAAGAGGUUGAAUUGUUGGUAACAAGAGGAUUAGGAGGAGGGGGAGAAGAUAAGGGAACAGAGAAUCUUCCUGUAGUGGCUUCAGAUUCAGCAGCAGCAUCCAAAGAUGAGAUGCAAAGCCUGGAAGACAAUGAACCAUUAUCAAGGCUCAAAGUUGAACACCAUUUGAUCAUAGCUUACCGGCAGAAGAAAACCGAGUGAAAGAAACGUGGUGCCUGAAGGACGUAUAUAUAAAGAUGGAUCAUGGGCUUGUGUUAUCUGUUUGCUAGAUUAUAUAUCUCAGUUGUUUUUUUUUUGGUUCAAGUAGUUAAAUUCAAUGGAGUUUUGACAUUUGUGACAGUUCUUUUUUUUCGCUCAUCGUAGACGUUACUUAGUAUUUAUGCAGCAAUUUACUUUAAGGAA